Molecule: messenger RNA, 5271 nt
Organism: Dermochelys coriacea (leatherback sea turtle)
Lineage: Eukaryota; Metazoa; Chordata; Testudines; Dermochelyidae
Gene: LRRC4C
Product: leucine rich repeat containing 4C
Exons: 7
Coding region: 2674-4587 (637 amino acids)
Biological process (GO): regulation of axonogenesis; modulation of chemical synaptic transmission; synaptic membrane adhesion
Cellular component (GO): glutamatergic synapse; plasma membrane; postsynaptic density membrane
Molecular function (GO): cell-cell adhesion mediator activity
Source: RefSeq, a predicted model, not a curated record
AGCUCAGAGAGGCAUAAACAGAAGAAAUGGGGGAUGAAAAAAGUUUGUAGUGAGGAAACCUGCAGUUAUUCUCUAGGAACCAGAGAGAAAGGAGGAAAUCUAGUGGGAGAGUAGAAACCCUGGGGCUCCAGGUCUUGUAGGAAGGGUUUAUCCAGAAGGGUGGUGGAGCAGAAGCCUGAGAGAGGCAGAGUAGGAAAAGGCUCAGGGAAAUAGCAGCAAGGUGGGACAUUGUAGGCCUUGACUGCUGAUUAGAGGGUCUCUGAGUUGGAACCUAGAAUAGAAGGUGGGCCUGGUUUCUCCUACUAGCCAUGGAGGCAAAGUCUGGGCAGUGAAUUGGAAAACUGCCUGAUCAAGUCAGAUGGAGAUCCUUUGACACUCGGAAAGGAGGAAAACACAUAGUGACCUGGCCACAGGAUCAAGCCAUGAAGAGAGAGCAACCAACUCACGAAAAGGAAGUGCACAGAACACAAGGAGAGAAUGGAGUGAUGGAAGGGGGAAUCAUCCCUUGAAGGAUCACAGAGCAGUUGGAAGGAGGUGCCUCAGUAGUGGGUGAACCCUGUUACAGGUUUCCCUUCCUCUGGUUCCUGAAUUGAGUAAUAUAUAGUGUAAUCUGCUGGAAAAGACUGGGAUUAUAAAUAAGAGAUUACCUGCAGAACAUCUCUUGAAUGCUGAACGUAAACAGAAGAACCCAGUAAAACAUCACUGGCUGAGCAGCGUCUUCCAAGAGAGCGAACCACAAUGUGGAUGGUGCUCCGCAGCUAGGAUUUGUACACCCCAGAUGCUCAAAGGCUAAUGCACCAGUGAAGGGUCACUACUUAACCAAUAGACUACAAAUCCAUUCUGUUGGCUGCAUGGCAUCAUAUUAUUGAAGUACACUGUGCUGAUAACUCCAAACUCAUUUCACAUCACUGAAGUAUUUCUGUAGAAGAAUAGAUCUCAUUGAGAAACAGAGAAUUAUCAAGCACCCCUGGAACCAUAAUGUUUUAUGUCUAUCAAUUCAAACCCUGCUUGACUCACUAAUGUUUUUUCACCUAAUCAAAAAUCUGUCUCUUUUUAUACCAAUAAUCACUCAUCUUUGAAUAUUUGUUUCCCAUCUCAAGAUUGAUAGGAAGGGGCUGCUUUUAAAAAUCUUGUAUAUGUAGUGUAGCGGUGGAUUUAAAAUAUUGCCUAGGUCCCUUUGAGCCUUUUUAUUAACCUAAUGCAUCUCUCUCUGAACAUUGUUUCUCUCACAACUGCCAGGCUAUGGCCCCAGGCUUCUAAAGCAUUUAGCAUCCUCCUUUUAUCCUAAAUAAAAUAAGAUCUCUGGCUCUGAUAUUCCUUGAAAGUAAUAAUCCAGAUUAAUUCAGGCUUCUGUAGCAGUGUGGAAACAGUUUCCCAUUUGACCUGCAACUAAAUCUAGAGACUUCCCCACAGAAAAUACACAUGCACAAUCACACAACACACACAGAGUACGUAGAAUGCCUUGAAGAAACUGUAGCUAACCACCUUAUUAGUAUUCCUCCCUCCUCUGUGUUUCACUUGCAGCAACAGAGGGCUGAGCAAAAUGCAGUAGAACAGGGACAGAGACAGAGCUGGCAAUCAUCUCAAUGCAGGCUGCUGAAUGUAGGGGGUGGGGGGAUGCAGCAAAGGAAGAUUAAUAACCUUGCCAUAAUCCUGUGAACUCUGGAAGGAGAUACUUCUGGUGACAGAGCCAUUCUUGUCUUGAUUAAUUGGACUGAGUGAGUUAGUGACUGGCAAUCCACCUGGUUUGGAGGGGACCCUGGGUUUUGCUGUUCUUUGAAUCCUCUACCCAUCUGAGAAGGUAACAGUGAGACCUACCAUCUGCAGUACACACAGCAGCUAUUGGAGGCUACUACUGACAGUUUGGACUACAGUUUUUGGUGAGCAAGAAGCCAGGUAUAGUGUACAGUGGAGAUUAAUAUACUCAGGCCACUCAAUUUCACAGUCUGGUCCCCCAGCCACCUCCCCCACCAAACAUCCUUUCCCAAUUGCUUUUGAGUUCUGGGCUCACUUUUGACAUAGUCUUUUGGACACAUUUUGCUGGGGAUGGAAGAUCAGUAAAUGGAACCUUUGAAAACUAAUCAUUUUGCUCCUAUGUGACUUGAAAAAAUAAACAGAAAAGAAGAAUCCACGUUCAUCGGAGGAAUUUUUAAUUUCCUUUGGAGAAGUUUUAGGAGGGACCAUCCAAAAGCAGGUAACAAAAGAAGGCUGUUAUCCUGAAGGCUUGGGCCAGGUGCUGGAUCUUGGAGAGUGGUUGACGGAAUCUAGCCUGUCCACAACAGUGAAGAAGGAAAGGAAACUAACCAGAGGGUUUAAGAAUAGAAAUGAAUUUCUCUCCUGCAAGAAUUCAAGAUAGUUUAGUGAUGUGGGAGCCAAACAAGCUGACAUUCGAUUGGAUAGUCUGAACAUCAUGUCACCAGGGGAGCAGGAAUGGACCGUGAAGUUUGUUGAUAGGAAAUAUCCUAACAACAUGACAUGCCAAUGAGAAAGGAAGUGGAAUCCACUUUGGCAAAGAAGAGAAUUGUCCAAUGAAUGAUCGACUACAGGUGUUGAUGCCCUCUUCAUCACCAGAAAUCAUCCUCUUACAAAGAAGCUCUUCCCUAGAUCUUGAAGAUCAGAUCAGAUUUUAAGACAAUUCAAACUCCAGAAGGACCAACACCAAAUAAAUUAUGAAUGUUGAACAAGAUGACCUUACAUCCACAGCAGAUAAUGAUAGGUCCUAGGUUUAACAGGGCCCUAUUUGACCCCCUGCUUGUGGUGCUACUGGCUCUUCAACUUCUUGUGGUGGCUGGUCUAGUCAGGGCUCAAACUUGCCCUUCUAUCUGCUCCUGCAGCAACCAGUUCAGCAAAGUGAUCUGUGUGCGGAAGAAUCUGAGAGAAGUCCCAGACGGCAUCUCCACCAACACACGGUUAUUGAAUCUCCAUGAGAACCAGAUCCAAAUAAUUAAGGUGAAUAGUUUCAAACAUUUGAGACACCUGGAAAUCUUGCAGCUGAGUAGGAAUCACAUUAGAACCAUUGAAAUAGGGGCCUUCAAUGGUCUGGCCAAUCUCAACACUCUGGAACUUUUUGACAAUCGUCUUACCACCAUCCCUAAUGGGGCUUUUGUAUACCUAUCAAAACUGAAGGAGCUUUGGUUGAGAAAUAACCCUAUUGAGAGCAUCCCUUCUUAUGCUUUUAACAGAAUCCCUUCCCUACGUAGGCUGGAUUUGGGGGAACUAAAAAGGCUUUCAUACAUCUCAGAAGGUGCUUUUGAAGGUCUAUCCAAUUUGAGGUAUUUGAACCUUGCUAUGUGCAACCUUCGAGAGAUCCCUAACCUCACACCACUCAUAAAACUGGAUGAGUUAGAUCUUUCUGGGAACCAUCUGACAGCCAUCAGGCCGGGAUCCUUUCAAGGGUUAAUGCAUCUUCAAAAAUUGUGGAUGAUACAGUCCCAGAUUCAAGUGAUUGAAAGGAAUGCCUUCGAUAACCUUCAGUCACUGGUGGAAAUCAACCUGGCACACAACAACCUAACACUACUGCCUCAUGAUCUCUUCACACCACUCCACCUAGAAAGGAUCCACCUGCACCACAAUCCUUGGAACUGCAACUGUGAUAUUCUUUGGCUCAGCUGGUGGAUUAAGGACAAAGCACCCUCCAACACUGCAUGCUGUGCUCGCUGCAACACACCUCCCAAUUUGAAAGGAAGGUACAUCGGUGAGCUGGACCUGAAUUAUUUCACAUGUUAUGCUCCAGUGAUAGUGGAGCCACCAGCAGACCUCAACGUCACAGAAGGCAUGGCUGCAGAACUGAAAUGCCGAGCAUCGACCUCCCUGACCUCUGUAUCUUGGAUUACUCCAAAUGGAUCGGUUAUGACGCAUGGGGCAUACAGAGUUCGGAUUGCUGUGCUCAGUGAUGGCACAUUAAAUUUUACAAAGGUGACCAUGCAAGACACGGGCUUGUAUACCUGCAUGGUGAGUAACUCUAUUGGGAAUACCACAGCUUCUGCCACUCUGAAUGUGACUGCACUGGACAAUGGUUACACAUACUUUUCAACUGUUACCGUAGAGACUAUGGAACCUUCUCAGGAUGAGGCCCGGACCACAGAGCAGAUUGGGCCCACGCCAGUUAUUGACUGGGAGACCACCAAUGUGACAACUUCUCUUACUCCACAGAGCACAAGGUCAACAGAAAAAACAUUUACCAUCCCAGUCACAGAUGCAAGCAAUGGGAUCCCAGGAAUAGAUGAGGUUAUGAAGACUACCAAAAUCAUAAUUGGUUGUUUUGUGGCUAUCACUCUCAUGGCCGCUGUGAUGCUGGUAAUUUUCUACAAAAUGAGGAAACAGCAUCACCGGCAGAACCACCAUGCUCCAACAAGGACUGUAGAGAUCAUUAACGUGGAUGAUGAGCUUACAGGUGAUACACCCAUAGAGAGUCACUUGCCCAUGCCAGCCAUAGAGCAUGAGCACUUAAAUCAUUAUAACUCUUAUAAGUCUCCUUUCAACCACACAACAACAGUUAACACAAUAAAUUCAAUACACAGUUCAGUGCAUGAACCGUUAUUGAUUCGAAUGAACUCAAAAGACAAUGUACAAGAGACUCAGAUCUAAAAUAUUUACAAAAUUGGGGGGAGGGGAAAUACAAAAAGGACGGUUUAUAAAACAAAUGACACAAAUGACUGGGCUAAAUCUACUGUUUCAAAAAAAAGUGUCUUUACAAAAAGAAAUUUAUUUAUUAAAAAUUCUAUUGUGAUCUAAAGCAGACAAAAUUAUGUGUAUUCCUCAAAACCUCUUUUUGCUGCACUUAUUUACCCCACUUCCUCCUUUCUCUCUCCCCUACCUGCCCCAACCCCAUUUGCCAUAUUUUUCAUAGGAGAACUGGUCUAGGAAAUUUUGUAAGAAUUCUGUCAUACUUUGGGAAUUUUUAUGGUGAACUCUAGUGGUGAGAUUCAGUCGAUUUUGUCUCUUUUUUCUGUUUUAUUUUUUCUUUUCUCAUACCCUUCUUGAAACGGUUCUACAGAGAAUGGAGCAUUAGCAGUAGAUUUGUAAGUGAGAACCAAGGAACAAGCAACAACAACAACAAAAAAGCAAAGCCUUUUUUAAAAUUUUUUAUGUAAUGACCUGUUCUGUAUUUAUCAAGAGGAGCAUUCUGUGGAAGAAGAAACAAAAUCUAAAAAAAUAAUUUACUUGUGAACAUCUACAAAACCCAUGAUCUUUUAAACAAUUCUAGAACCAGAAUUUGUAGUUCAAACACUAAAAUAAGAUUAUAAAUAAAAUAUUGUUUUUUUUUCUGUA